AUGGCUAUCCUCUUCAGCCUUUCACUCCGGGUCUCUCCACUCCCCUCAACACCCGCCUCGCCGCCAGGUGAAACCUCAAUGCAAGCCCAGUGCGAGGGCCCCAGCCCCACUGGCCAGGAGGCGCCUCUCCUGACUAGAAAAGAAGAUGAUACAGGAGAGGCGGCGACCUCUGGCAGUGGUGGUAUGGGCCUGAGCAAUGGGGGCGCAGCGAGGUGGAUCCGUUUGGCCUAG
Messenger RNA from Colletotrichum truncatum, 231 nucleotides. RefSeq lists its product as uncharacterized. The record is from RefSeq and is a predicted model, not a curated record. Lineage: Eukaryota; Fungi; Ascomycota; Sordariomycetes; Glomerellales; Glomerellaceae.